UGCUACUUUCACAGACUACACGUAUAGUAGGAUUUUCUACCAUCUACACCAGUGUUGAUGGAAAAACAGCUUAAUUUGUGUGUGCUUAUUCGUUUAUUACACAGUUUGUCGUCACUGUGCUACAAGAAGAGUGAAUCAUACGCUGUAAGGACGGACAACGGGUCAUCUGAUGCCAGGAUACGUUUUGGACUGUCAACCAUAACCUCUUAAGCCAUCACUGCACAAUACAGUGACCACAGGUCUGCCGGCCUCGUCCUGCCCCGAAACACACCUCCGCUGACAGACCAAUCAUCAAACAGCUUCACCUUCGCCAUUUGUUUAAAAUUUUGUCCACACCUUGUGUCAAUCCCACACACACUCAAGAAGAGUAAAAACACAGCACACGUUUGCAGCAAGUAUGGCCAGCAUGCUGUCCCGCUUUGGAAAAAUUCUCUUGCGCCGCCGCACUUUAGACUUUUCCGGCGAAGAGUCACGCUUCGCUCGAUGCCUGUCCACCCUAGACCUCAUCGCCUUGGGGGUGGGCUCCACACUGGGCGCCGGUGUCUACGUGCUUGCCGGCGAGGUGGCCCGAGAGAAAGCCGGGCCCGCCAUUGUGCUCUGCUUCCUCAUCGCUGCGCUCUCCUCCAUGUUGGCCGGCCUAUGCUAUGCAGAAUUUGGAGCUCGUGUCCCCAAGACGGGCUCAGCAUACCUCUACAGCUACGUGACAGUCGGCGAGGUCUGGGCCUUCAUCACUGGGUGGAACCUCAUACUCUCCUAUGUGAUAGGUACUGCGAGUGUGGCCCGUGCGUGGAGUUCCACCUUCGACAAUCUCGUAGAGCAGAAGAUCUCUGUCUUCUUUAAAGCCUCCAUGACCAUGAAGGUGCCUGGAAAAGUAUUGGCGGAGUACCCCGACCUGUUUGCCCUCAUACUGGUGCUGCUGCUUACUGGACUCCUGGCCUUUGGCGUGAGCGAGUCAGCGCUGGUAAACAAGAUCUUCACCGGCAUCAACUUGGUGGUCCUGGGCUUCGUGAUCAUCUCGGGCUUUGUUAAAGGAAACACAGCAAACUGGAACUUGACGUUGGAUGACUAUAACGGUUUCCUUAACAGCACCAACAGAAGCGGGUCUGCAACUGCUGGCGAGCAAUUUGGGACCGGUGGUUUUGCGCCGUUCGGCCUCGCUGGUGUCCUGUCUGGUGCCGCCACCUGCUUCUAUGCCUUUGUGGGCUUUGACUGCAUCGCCACCACAAGCGAGGAGGCCAAGAAUCCCAUGCGCUCCAUACCCAUCGGCAUCGUGGCCUCGCUUCUCAUCUGCUUCUUUGCCUACUUUGGCGUGUCUGCCGCUCUAACUCUCAUGAUGCCCUACUACGAGCUGAACACCCAGAGCCCCCUGCCCGAAGCUUUUACCUACGUGGGCUGGGCUCCGGCCCGCUACAUCGUGGCCGUGGGCUCCCUCUGCGCUCUGUCCACCAGCUUGCUUGGCUCCAUGUUCCCUAUGCCCCGCGUCAUCUACGCCAUGGCGGAGGACGGGCUGCUGUUCCGUUCUCUGUCCAGGAUGAACCUUCGCACCAAGACUCCUCUGCUGGCCACCAUUGUUUCUGGCAUUGUCGCAGCUCUGAUGGCCUUCCUGUUCGACCUCGCAGCGUUGGUUGACCUCAUGUCCAUCGGAACUCUGCUAGCAUACUCGCUAGUGGCCAUCUGUGUUCUCAUCCUCAGGUACCAACCAGGAACCUUGAACUCGUCCAGCCAGACAGAGAAGCUAGUGGAGCUCGUAGAAGGCGAGAAGGUGGCAGUAAGCGGCGGGGACAGCGGCGAUGAGUACACUGAGAACGAGGAAAAGGCCCUCCAAGAGGCUUUCACUUUCAAGCUGCUCUUCUGCCCGAGCGGAAAGACCCCCACGCAGACCUCGGGGACAAUCGUCUACGCCACCACCGCCGUCAUCUCCAUCUUGAUCACCGUACUGUGCAUCAUCCUGGCCAACUGUCUGCGGCAGCUGCUGGACGGAAAUGGAAUCGUGGUGGCGACUUGUGUCAUUUUGGCUCUGCUGUGCGGCGUCUGCCUUAUCAUCAUCUGCAGGCAGCCCGAGAGCAAGGAGGCCCUGACCUUCAAGGUUCCUCUGCUCCCUUGGUUGCCUCUCUUCAGCGUCUUUGUCAACAUCUACCUCAUGAUGCAGCUUGAUCAGGGCACCUGGUAUCGCUUCACCGUCUGGAUGGUCAUCGGUUUCAUCAUCUACUUCGCCUACGGCAUCCAGCACAGCAGCGCCAACCAGUCGACCCCACGCAAAUACGAGCCGGCCCUGCAGACCAAGAGCCCCAUUUACAAGGGAGCCCCCGACGACAGCGACGUGGAGGGCGGCAGCAGCCCCUGAUGUGGUCUUGGAGAAGGUGGGGGAGCGGGGGAGGGCGGAGCUUGAAAGAAGGGAGGAAGAGGCCACCAAUCUUUACCUCUAAACUUGACGAUUAAGACACUGUGACGUGUCGCUCUGUAGUUUGUUUGUAGUUAGCAACGUAGCCCUCGCUCUUAACGCUUUGACUGUGAUUGUGAGGAUUGCUUUCCUUCCUUGGGGAUGAUGGACUUGUAUCAUUUUCCAGUUGAAGACUUGAUUGCACCAGCCUGUUGCUUUGUGUCUGCUGUGCGUGCGUAUAAAGAGAGUAGUGCUGAAGCUAACAGCCUCCAGUCCAUAGUGGACUUAAUGCUGUGAGGUCACUAGCACACCAUCCUUGUUGAUGUCAUCUACACAACUCUAAAGUUUUUAGUAUCAGACCCCUUGUUUAUUUAAAAAUACAUUCAUUAUUGGGACUUAGGUCAAACUUGAGGUUCCAACAUGAGUUGCUGCACUGUAAAUACACCUUUGUGCCAUUCAAGGUCAUGAAUUUUUACUAACUGAGGGA
Messenger RNA from Nerophis lumbriciformis (worm pipefish), 2867 nucleotides. RefSeq names its product solute carrier family 7 member 3a (gene slc7a3a). The record is from RefSeq and is a predicted model, not a curated record. Gene Ontology annotation, molecular function: amino acid transmembrane transporter activity. Gene Ontology annotation, cellular component: plasma membrane. NCBI's taxonomy places the organism in Eukaryota, Metazoa, Chordata, Actinopteri, Syngnathiformes, Syngnathidae. Gene Ontology annotation, biological process: transmembrane transport; amino acid transport.